AUGGUCUUUUUCUUUAAUUUUAUUGUUUUCGAACCAUAUCUUAUAUCAUUAAUUCAAUCGAUACUUUCGUCUGGCAAAUAUAGAACAUCUGCAAUAUCAUCUAAUAUUACUUAUGUCUCCCAUGUUUACACUCACAAUUUUCUUGCUUAUUCUCCUCAUGAUGACUUAUUAAUAUUUAUUGAACCAAAACAUCACUUAUACGUAUAUGAUGCACAAACCAUUCGCCUAAUUGUAAAUUUAACAACCACUGAUGUUAUUUAUGCUACAUCAAGUACAUCAUUCUCAGUUAGUGAUCGUCGUGAUCUAUUUUUUAUAUAUGAAUCACGUUUAGAAUCAGGUCUUCUAUCAUUACGUGUUUGUGAAGUGAUUUUUAAUAAAUUUAAAUUAAGUUUUGAGGAUAAAAAUUGUAUUAAAACAUUAUUAAUACAUUCGAAUAAAAAUGAUAUGCAUGUAAAUGGUUUAACUAUAAAACGUAAUCAUGCUAAAACAGAAAAGUCAAUAUUGUUUAUAUCAACGGAUAUUGGUCUUAUUUAUUCAAUAUUUAAUACAUAUACUGGUAUAUUGAUUCAUGAACCAGUUAUUCUAAAUGGUACUUUAAAUGAAGGAAACAUAGUUAUAACUCCAUCGGGUAUAGUUUAUUAUGCUAAUAAACAAGAACAUACAAUUCAUGAAUUGCGUAUAACACAAGACUUUCGUGUACGAUAUGGAAAAAUAAUUAAAAGUAGUGCAAUCAAAGCUCCAUUUGGUUUAAUAGCAGACGAAUGUAAUCAUCUAUUUAUAGCAACAAAAUUAAUGAUAUUAAUAAUGUAUGUUGAAAAAUAUACAACAAUACGUAGUGUAUUGCCGAAAACAUCCGAUUUACCGAUAACAAUUGAAAGACUUAAUUCAACUACAUACGUUUAUGUUACUGUUAAAGAAAAUUCUGGAAAAAUUCCAACUACAUGGACGUUUAAUUUUCUUUCUUUUAUAGGUAAAUUAAUUAUGUCUGUAUUCUCUUGA
This is a messenger RNA of Rotaria sp. Silwood1, 999 nucleotides long. The record is from the annotation of a GenBank genome assembly. Lineage: Eukaryota; Metazoa; Rotifera; Eurotatoria; Philodinida; Philodinidae.